This is a messenger RNA of Candidula unifasciata, 868 nucleotides long. Lineage: Eukaryota; Metazoa; Mollusca; Gastropoda; Stylommatophora; Geomitridae. The record is from the annotation of a GenBank genome assembly.
AUGGGAUCCUGCAUCAAGAAGACAAACCGAUUCCUCUCUAUUAUCAAAGCUAUAAUCAGUCGUAGUCUUUUCGUUUUCCAUGGAUUAAUCAGCAUCUGGCGUGUGACACAGAUCAAACGCAGUCUCAUCUAUUGGUUACUGAGUGCAACUCUGCCGCUGAUGGUUGCCGAAACCUUUUACACGUUGUGCAAGAAGAAAGACAGAGAAUGGAAAUGGAUAUGUCCUAGUGUGGUGCUUUAUUUAGCAACAUCUGUACCUGCCAUCUGGUUUCUGGAGUUGGAUUUGAUGCGACAGCGGGUGAUAAUGGCCAAACUGCGCCACCCACCCAACACAAGUUACAGUGAUGUUUUUGUUCUCAAUGGCAAAAUGAUUCGCUUCGCUAUCUCACUGGGCUCGCAGGAGUGGUGCAAGAUCCUAGAGCAGCUGCUGUUACUCAUACUGAUCAUUGGAAGGUGGUUGCUGCCGAAAGGGGAAAUAACUAGAGAACAACUGUCACAGUUGUUGCUGGUCUACAUCGGAAUGGCAGCGGAUAUCAUCGAACUGUUUGAAGCUUUCAAGGAGAAAGCGGUCAGUGAAAACACAUUUCUGACGAUCGUUAUUCUGUCUUUGUGGACAGCCAGUUUAGCCCAGUUUACUCUGGUGAUCACUGCCACCAAGGCCAAGAAGACCAGGAUAGCCCCGAUAGAUCGCACCAAGGGUCGAGAUUCCUGCUGCCCUACAGAGGUCAUCUCGAUACUAAUCAGUGUCUUUUUGCAAGACGCGCCGUUUCUUGUUCUUCGGAUGCUGCUCAUUUUCAGAUACGAUGUUCUCAGUUAUACGAAUAUUUUCUUCACCUGCAAGAACACACUGGUUCUUGUUUUACAGGUAA